Cokeromyces recurvatus is the source of this 746-nucleotide messenger RNA. Its product is annotated as cold-shock' DNA-binding domain-containing protein. Gene Ontology annotation, molecular function: nucleic acid binding. Gene Ontology annotation, cellular component: nucleus. The transcript has 7 exons. Gene Ontology annotation, biological process: regulation of gene expression. Bases 98 to 709 code for a protein of 203 amino acids. The record is from RefSeq and is a predicted model, not a curated record. Lineage: Eukaryota; Fungi; Mucoromycota; Mucoromycetes; Mucorales; Mucoraceae.
UGAUUAGCUCUUUUACGUAAAGUAUUCUAAUUAUUUUUAAUUUUUUUUUCUUUUUAUAUAUAUAUAUAUAUAUAUACACAUAUAUAUAUUUUAAAGCAUGUCGAUUAGUAACAAUGGACAUCGUCAUAAAGGACAUGUCAAGUUUUUUAAUUCAAUAAAAGGGUUUGGAUUCAUCAUUCCUGAUUCAAAUAAAGACAAUGAUAGUAUUGAAGAAGUAUUUGUUCAUCAUACAGCUAUUUUUAAUAACGGAGGCUUUAAGAAUCUUGCAGAGGGUGAAGAAGUUGAAUAUGAUUUAGUUCUAGGUCCAAAAGGUAUGCAAGCUGCAAAUGUAACUGGACCAGAUGGGGUUUCAGUAAAGGGAGAUCCUAACAGAUAUCAUCGGCCUACUAUGUAUUCAAGUUAUAAUCAGUAUUAUUAUGAUAAUCGGGGACAAACAGGAGAAUUUGCUGUAAAUUCGUCAUCUUAUGAUGGAUCUUCGUUUAACUGUUAUGGUACAGUACCAUUCUAUCCUUAUUUAUAUUCGCCUCAAUCACAAAUGACGUUACCCUAUAAUGCAGCUGCAAUAUAUCCGCAACAACCUUAUUUGAAUGAAACUAUAAAUCCUACAAUUACUACUACUACUACUACUAAUCUUAAUACUAACACUAAUGCUACUAAUACGAAUGGUCAAGUUAAGGCUGAUAAUGAUAAUCAUUCAUUUCCGUUAUAAUAAAAUUAGUCAAACGCCAUUAUACAUACAAAAGUAA